Molecule: messenger RNA, 392 nt
Organism: Hippocampus comes (tiger tail seahorse)
Lineage: Eukaryota; Metazoa; Chordata; Actinopteri; Syngnathiformes; Syngnathidae
Gene: lyrm4b
Product: LYR motif containing 4
Exons: 3
Coding region: 24-281 (85 amino acids)
Biological process (GO): iron-sulfur cluster assembly
Cellular component (GO): L-cysteine desulfurase complex; mitochondrion
Source: RefSeq, a predicted model, not a curated record
UUUAGCGUUGUUAGCGUAGCAACAUGAUGGCGGCGCCCUCGAGAGCGCAGGUGAUUUCUCUGUACAAGAUGCUCCUAAGAGAAAGUUACAACUUCCCCUCGUACAACUACAGGACGUACGCGGUGCGGCGUGUGCGCGACGCUUUCAGAGUCAACAAGGAUGUGGCCGACCCAAACACGGUGGAGAGGCUGGUGCUGGAGGGCCGCCAGUCACUGGCGCUGAUACAGAGACAGGUGGUCGUGGGCAGUAUGUUCCAGGCUCAGAAGACGGCGGUGGAGUAGCAGCAAGCGGCCAAUCAGCUUCCGGCUUGUGAGGUGGGCGGUGCGUCAUGGGGGGCGUCGCAGCAGCCGACUUCCACAGAGACCCAAAUAAAAGCACUUUAUGUGACGAAA